This is a messenger RNA of Pseudopipra pipra, 2737 nucleotides long. It is a transcript of the gene TMEM119, whose product is annotated as transmembrane protein 119. Gene Ontology annotation, cellular component: plasma membrane. The record is from RefSeq and is a predicted model, not a curated record. The transcript is spliced from 2 exons. Lineage: Eukaryota; Metazoa; Chordata; Aves; Passeriformes; Pipridae. Gene Ontology annotation, biological process: positive regulation of osteoblast differentiation; positive regulation of bone mineralization; positive regulation of osteoblast proliferation. Bases 1134 to 2078 code for a protein of 314 amino acids.
UGGGACAAGGAGGGAUGGGAACCCUGAGCUAGGAAGGGUGGGGACUCUGGAUGAGGAGUGAUGUGGACCCAGGGCAGACUGGGAUGGGGAUCCUGGGUAAGGGGACUCAGCCCAACGCCGGCAUCGCUGGGUGCAUGGAAUGGGGAAUUUCAGCCCCAUCCCCAUCUGGGCUGCAGGAGCGAGCCCGGAUGCCUCUGGAACUCCUCUCGGCCGCGGCCGCUCACCCCCGCCACGGCCUCCCCUCGCUUUUCCCCCUUCCCCUCUAAGAUUUCAUCACUGAGCACUUAAGGCCUGGAACAGCCGCCCCAGCAGCUGCUCGGAGCCGCGGCUGCAGCCAGACGGACGGACCGACCCGUUAUUUCGGGAGCCGCGCCGGCGGCAGGACCUCAAACGGCGCCACUUCCCGCGGGACACGGGGACAGACUCCCUCGGCCCCGCGGUCCCCGGACGCUGGCGAGGGCUUUUUGGGGGGUCUGGCAGGUCCCCAGGGAGGAGCAGAGGAAAAUAGCAACAGGAUGAGGUCACGCAGCGGCUGCAGCCUCUUGAGCAACCUCAGCCCGGGCCGAGGGACCAGGGUGGGAGGAGGCAGAGCCCCGGCGGGUGGGGGGGGCCCAGGCGACGCCCCCGGACCCCCAGACUGGAGACCACAUCCUGGGGAGCUGCCACGUUGGUCUGGGGAACCGCGGGGACCCCCAGCUUGUGUUCCUGCCUGAACCCCAAGGCAGAGGUGCCCGUGCCAGAGCAUUUCCAGGCUGGGUUGUUUAGGAAAUGGCCUCCCGAAAUGACAUAGGGGGUCCCAAGCCCUGUUUGCCCCACUGCCAGCCACCAGUAAUGCCAGAGCACGGAGCCCACAUCCUUCUCUGCCCUCCUCAGACCCUCAUAUGGGGCUUUACCCACCCCCUUGUGGAUAAAAACACCUUUGCAACACCCCCCUUGUGUGAUCCCCUUCCCCACUUGCACCCCAAAAAGUGGCCCCUUACAGUGGUGAUGGUGAACACCAGGGCUCCUGCCUUUUGCUGACAGGGGAAGAAAGCAGGAAACACCCCCAACCCCAGCUGGAUUUCGUCUGGGAGGGGGCUGGGGGCUGCCUGCCCUUUCCCGGCCUCCCACACCCCCUCCCCAUCCCGGCCCUAAUGAGAACAAGCUGGUCCUGGGCUGCGACGCAGGAGGAGGAGGAGGAGAAGGAGGAGGAGAAGAGGGAGAAGGAGGAGGCUCCAUCCCAGCAGCAGCAGAAAGGGGCUCGAGGUGUGUGGGACAGACCCUGCGUUCCCCUCUCCCUUCGGCCGACGCAGCAGCUGCAGGAGAGGUCCCUGUGCACGAUCCCGGGAAUGGGGUCGGCGAUGUGGCUGCUGCUGCUGGCACUGCUGGCGGCCCCAGCACACGCGGCAGCCCCCCGGCACCCCCCAGUGCUGCCAGACACGGGGGGCAGUGGGGACGGGGACGAGGCGUUGGCCACACCACCCGCCCCCCCGGCGACCCCCCGGAUCAGCCCCACGGUGGGGGACGCAGGGGGGACCACCGUGACCAACAGCUCUGCCCCAGGAGUGCUGGACGGGCUGGUGGACUUCUUCAAGGAGUACCUGCUGCUGGUGGUGGUGGUGGGCUCGCUGUCCUUCGUGCUCCUCUUCAUCAUCUGCGCCGCCAUCAUCGUGCGCCAGAAGCACAAGGCCUCCGCCUACUACCCCUCGUCCUUCCCCAAGCAGAAGUACGUGGAUGAGCGGGACAAGGUGGGGGGGCCCCGGGCCUUCAGCGAGGUGCCCGACAAGGCCCCCGAGCCGGGCGCGGAGGAGCCGCUGGACGGCAGCCGGCAGCUCCAGGCGGACAUCCUGGCAGCGGCCCAGAGCCUCAAAUCCCCCCCCAGGGCACCGCUGGCCAACGGGGCCCAGGCUGAGCAGAAUCCCACUGGGGAAGAGGAGAAGGAAGAAGAGGAAGGAAGCAAGAAGUUGGCGGAUGACCAACCUGCUAAGCCCUCUCCCCAAAAUCCAGGCGUGGAGGAAGUGGCGGGAGCGACGGGAGCAGGGGGCAAGGAGACCCCUGACGUGCCCCAGGAUGGCUCCUCAGCCCCCUCUGGAGUCUGAGGCAGGGACACGGUCCCGGGUGAGCCCGAGGAGCCGCCAGAUUGGGACGCAUGAUGGACACGGAUCAACGCUCCGUACGUACGUGGUGGCUCAAGGAAGCCCCGAUGAAGACCCUGCUCCCUCACCCUCCCCAGCCCCCUUGAGCCCCCCUACCCUUGUGCCAACAGGACACUGUGGUAAAUCCACGGGGUUUUUUGGUAGCCACUGGUUUCCCCCAGGGCUGGAAAGCCAGCAGCCCCUGCUCCUGCUGCCCAAGGGGCUUUUCCCACCCCAGCUCUGGCUCUGCCCUCCCUGUGCCAACAGCUUCCUCCCAAACGUUAUUUUACUGAUCAGUCUCCUGAGCUGGACACCUGGCUGGGAGCUGUGUCCCUUUGGGAAGAGGGACAGGACCAGGGCCAAGGUCUGUAGCUGUCCCCUCCCUGGGCAGCAGGGCAGGGACUCCCUGUGACCAUGGGCAUCAUGGGCAGCUUUGCCCAUGGCUGUGGCACUGAGGCCACACGGACAGGCUGCCCUUGGCCACCCGAGGGGAGGAGGGAUGAGGAUUUAGGGACAAGGACCCAUCCUUUCAUUUUUUCACCCCAAAGCAUGUCCCAGAGCCCAGCUGGACUUUUGCCUCAUUUCCUUAACCCCUCUGGCUAGAAAUAAACAUUUCUUCUGCA